Messenger RNA from Lucilia sericata (common green bottle fly), 1297 nucleotides. Its product is annotated as zinc transporter 2-like. The record is from RefSeq and is a predicted model, not a curated record. Gene Ontology annotation, molecular function: zinc ion transmembrane transporter activity. NCBI's taxonomy places the organism in Eukaryota, Metazoa, Arthropoda, Insecta, Diptera, Calliphoridae. Gene Ontology annotation, biological process: response to zinc ion; zinc ion transmembrane transport. The transcript has a single exon. Bases 20 to 1210 code for a protein of 396 amino acids. Gene Ontology annotation, cellular component: plasma membrane.
UAAACGAUUUGACAAAUUUAUGUCAUCAUCUAAAUAUAAAAAUAUUGAAAUUCAAACAAAUUCUAACGAGAUCUCCCAAAUAAAUUCCAAAUCAUUAACCACACCUAUGGUAUUAUAUGGCCAGAAAUCCCCUGAAGUACGCACACAUUGCCACUAUCCCCGUUCCGAGGGUUUGGAUGUAAGGGCUCGUAAUAAACUUUAUUUAGCCAGUGCUAUGUGUUUAGUUCUGAUGUCGUGUGAAAUUAUUGGUGGUAUACUCUCGAAUAGUUUGGCAGUUGCUAUGGAUGCGGCUCAUCUUUGUACCGAUUUUGCUAGUUUUAUGAUAGCUCUCUUUGCUAUUUGGAUAGCGGGUAGGCCAUCGACACAACGUUUAAAUUUCGGUUGGUAUCGAGCAGAAGUUAUUGGUGCCCUAUUGUCUGUGCUAUUAAUAUGGUUGCUAACAAGUUGUUUAUGUUAUUUGGCCAUUAAAAGAAUUAUGUCGGGAACAUUUGAAAUAGAUGCAGUAAUAAUGAUGAUUACAUCCGGCAUAGCGAUUUUUGUUAAUUUAAUAAUGAGUCUUAUUUUGCAUUUAGACAUAAAAGGUUGUAAUUUUAACACAAAAACUACAAUUGUUAAACAAAAAUAUCGUCCUAAACUAUGGGUUUUAAAGGAAAGUGAUUCUUUUGUGCCCAAUAUAUGCUCAUCAACAGAACAUUUUUUAUGUGCCUACAAAAAUCAAGCCACACAAACUUCUCCUUUUCUAGAGGAGCAACCAUUUGUGGAAGUUAAAUUAAAGCAAACAAAUUUAACAGUUAAAGCUGCUUUCAUUAAUGCCUUGGGUGACAUGAUACAAAGUAUCGGGGUGUUUUUAGCGGGUCUUAUUAUAUACUUUCAACCCUCUUGGUUAAUUGUUGAUCCUAUAUUAACAUUUCUUUUUGCCAUUAUUGUUUUUAUCGCCACUCUUGGUAUUCUACGAGAAGCUUUGCUGGUGUUAAUGGAAUCUACACCCAGCUAUUUGGAUUAUAAUGAAGUAAAACAAUUAUUUUUGUCCAUUAAAGGAGUACAAAAUGUACAUAAUCUUAGAAUAUGGGCUUUAAAUCUUAAUAAAAUAGCCUGUUUAGCCCACUUGGAAAUAGCGGAUAAUGUUGAACCUCUAGAGAUUUUAAAACAGGCCAAUCAGCUGAUACACCAGCGUUAUCAUUUCUUUGAAACCACUAUACAAAUUGAGUGAGAGAUAAAUGAAACUUUUCUCAAUAUUAUCAAUUGGUUAUCUAUAAAAUUUUAGUAUUUUGUUGCACUUUAUGACUUUUUUAUUACU